CCUCAGACUGCAGUCCUCCUACCUUUACUUUCCAGGUAGCUGGGAUUAUAAUAUGAACUGCUAUAGCUAUACCCAGCUAAUUGAUUAAGAUAGGGUUUCACUAAUUUUUUUUCCCUUGGGGCUGGCCUCAAAACACAGUGCUCUCAACCUCAUAGCUGCGAUUACAGGCAGAGCCACUGCUCAGGGCUGGGGCCUUAGGUGUUUGGUUUUGGUGAGAUCGAACCAUUUACAAACUAAGCAAGCCGCCAAGCCAGGCAGUGCCCCUGGAGGAAGAUCAAGUUUGUCUUCAGGAACCUGCCCAAGUUUCCAUCUCAGGCUCCUCUGGGCCUCCUGGAGGGAAGUAAUUAAACAAGUAGGUGGUUUGUUUGCAGUUCUUGCUGCACAGAACCUACUCCUACAGAAUUGUCUCAUGUUGGGCUCUGUCACUUAAAAUAGACCAUGUGAUUUUUUUUCCACACACUGUGUCCUGGUCUUUGCCUUACAACCUCAAACAACCUGCAAUUACAUAUUUAUCCUCUUGACCACUCCCUGUGAUCUUGGACUCUUCUGACUUGGCCACUGCUGUGAUCCUAGUGUCUAGAUUUUGCUGUAAGACACUCAAAAAAUACUUGUUGGGCAGGGACUGGGGAUGUAACUCGGUGGCAUGCACCAGGCCCUAAGUUCCAUCCCCAGCACUGACAAACAAACAAAAAACUUGCUGAUUGACUAUCUGAGCACACAGGCUAUCAGGCCUGUGUUGCAGAGGUCCCCUUGCCCUCUUCUGGGUGAGCCUGCUGAGCCUGGAAGGUUUGCUAAGUCGCGGUCCAUCAUGGCUCAGUCCCAUUCUUUGGCCAAAUUCAAGGCUGAAUGAAUCCUAUCAUUGUCCACUCUGCCCUACAUCCCCCUAUCCCAGCCAGACCUCGUGGAGACCAGAUUCCUCAGGUGCUGACCACCAUCAGCCAAGGCACACCACAUCAGAGACCAUCAUCCAUACCCAAGGGGUGCACACCACCAGCCGCAGAGCAAAAACCAAGAGCCAAGGGGGCCCUGCCUGAGGUCUGGGCUGGCAGCUUCUAGAAGCCAGAAGGGUGGUGGGGAGGUGGCCAGGUCCUGGUGCCUCCCUCUUGGCAGGACUGGGCAGGGAGUGUUCCCCCAGCCUUUCUAUCUGUCUCUUCCUGCAGCUUCCUGAGGCCACAGUCUCUGGAGGAUUAGAAAGCACAGAGCUAGCCUACUUGUUUUUCUUCAUUUUGAGCAGUUUCCGGCCCCCUCCCCAAGCCCUCAAGUCUAGCAGUUUCCAGGAAGUUCCUGUCACACAAGCCCUUGAUCAGCCGCAACUAUAAAGGCGACGUGGCCAUGACGGAGAUCGAUAACUUCAUGCCUCUGCUCAUGCAGCGGGAGGAAGAAGGCGCGCUGGCCCCGCUGCUGAGCCAUGGCCGGGUCCACUUCCUGUGGAUCAAACACAGCAAUCUCUACCUGGUGGCCACCACGCUGAAGAACGCAAACGCCUCUCUGGUCUACUCCUUCCUCUACAAGACGGUGGAGGUCUUCUGUGAGUACUUCAAGGAGCUGGAGGAGGAGAGCAUCCGUGACAACUUUGUCAUCGUCUACGAGCUGCUGGACGAGCUCAUGGACUUCGGCUUCCCGCAGACCACGGACAGCAAGAUUCUGCAGGAGUACAUCACGCAGCAGGGCAACAAGUUGGAGACUGGCAAGUCGCGGGUGCCACCCACUGUCACCAACGCUGUGUCUUGGCGCUCUGAGGGCAUCAAAUAUAAGAAAAACGAGGUCUUCAUUGAUGUCAUAGAGUCUGUCAAUCUGCUGGUCAAUGCCAACGGCAGUGUCCUACUGAGUGAGAUUGUAGGCACCAUCAAACUCAAGGUGUUUCUGUCGGGAAUGCCAGAGCUGCGGCUAGGCCUCAACGACCGCGUGCUCUUUGAGCUCACUGGCCUUUCAGGCAGCAAGAACAAGUCCGUGGAGCUGGAGGACGUGAAAUUCCACCAGUGUGUGCGACUUUCUCGCUUUGACAAUGACCGAACCAUUUCCUUCAUCCCACCUGAUGGGGACUUUGAGCUCAUGUCCUAUCGCCUCAGCACCCAGGUGAAGCCACUGAUCUGGAUUGAGUCUGUCAUUGAAAAAUUCUCCCAUAGCCGAGUGGAAAUCAUGGUCAAGGCCAAGGGGCAGUUUAAGAAGCAGUCAGUGGCCAAUGGCGUGGAGAUAUCCGUGCCUGUGCCCAGCGAUGCUGACUCCCCGCGCUUCAAGACCAGUGUGGGCAGUGCCAAGUACGUGCCGGAAAAGAAUGUAGUUAUUUGGAGUAUUAAAUCCUUCCCGGGGGGCAAGGAGUACCUGAUGCGGGCCCACUUUGGCCUACCCAGUGUGGAGAAGGAGGAGGUGGAGGGCCGGCCCCCCAUUGGGGUCAAGUUUGAGAUUCCCUACUUCACCGUCUCAGGCAUCCAGGUCCGUUACAUGAAAAUCAUUGAGAAAAGUGGCUAUCAGGCCCUUCCCUGGGUUCGUUACAUCACCCAGAGUGGCGAUUAUCAAGUUCGAACCAGCUAGAAGGGAGGAGCAGAGGCUUGGACACAGGGCUCCCUCUCCCCAGGCUCUGGCUGCAGAUUUUAGAGGGUGGGGAAGUGGUGUGUGUGUGUGUGUGUGUGUGUGUGUGUAGCAAUGAGUUUGAUUCAGCAGUUCCCACCCUGAUUUUUAUAUGAAGAAAUAUCAGAGGGGCUUGAAACUCCCCCUCACGAGUGCCUUCUUUUGCAGUGGUCUGCCUUAGGGGGUCCCGGGGGCCGCACCUUCAUAGCUGCUGAGCCCAGAGGCCCUGCUGGGCCACUCCUCUGACUUUUAGGGUGUCAUUAAAAAGAGUCUA
This is a messenger RNA of Castor canadensis (American beaver), 2842 nucleotides long. The record is from RefSeq and is a predicted model, not a curated record. NCBI's taxonomy places the organism in Eukaryota, Metazoa, Chordata, Mammalia, Rodentia, Castoridae.